AUAAUAAUAUAAAAAUUAAUUCUUAAUUCAAAGCGCUACAACAAGCAUAACAAGUGCUACAAUACAAUACAUUUUAACUUCGACCGACACUGCAGAAAUGAAUAUGCUGGUUUGGAGUUUAACGGGAUGCAGCCUUCCCUCGCAAUCCCAUAAUGCAUUUCACUUCCUAGAUACCAGUGACAACGCGCUGUAUCCAAGCAUGGCGCUGUUAUGUUGUCUUAUUAUUUUGACAUAUUUAAGAACCGCGCUUUGCAUUGAAGACACGAACACUACAGGAAACGUUAAUAUCACAUUCAGUGACACGAACGACACGUCCGCUGAUCGAGAAAAAUCGCUUGAUUUCAAGGAUCCGGGAGUCAGUGAAACUCCGGUUCAUCUGCCAGAUCCAACAGCCUGGACUCCCGAAUCCGUGACGGCGUUCCCCGAUCACAACGAGUCCCCGGAGAGCUCCAUCCCCGACACGAACCCCGAAUCCCCGCGAGCCGCCACAGCAGCACAGCCUCUGCCGCUGUCUGGUGUCCUUCCUUCCCCGGUUACCGAAGUCUCUCAGCUGUGUCCAUGCAACCUGCAGAACGGGCAGUGUGACAUAAACUGCUGCUGUGAUCCAGACUGCACUGAGGAACUGGCCCUGUUCACCGACUGCACAGUAGAAAGAGUCAGUAAUGACCCCAGACUGUGCAACCAGGAAUCAGCCGUCUAUUCCCUGAGCUCUACACAAGAAGGUUUUUCUAAUGUCCAGUCCACUGUCCAGCGAGACGUCAACCCGGAUGUCUUCUGUAUUCAGUCUGCUAACUAUGAAGAAGGAUUAUCAUUUGGUACACCAGCAGUUCCUACUGAGGAGAAUUUUGACUCCCUGUUUGGACGAUUUUUGGGAUUCUUCUUUGGCCGUUUGACUGCGACCAGUACACUUCAGAGCCCUGAUGUGGGAAAUUCAACAGGAUACCAGUAUGGAGACGUCAUUCAAACAGUGAAUGAGGCUGGAGAGCAGGAGUUCUUCACCUUUCCUGCCUCCGCGGGAACAGCUCACUGCUUAGACGCAAACCCUGCAGGUUUUCUAAAGGAGCAGACAAGCAGAUGUAUGAGGAGCUUUGAUUUGGCGGGUGAUUGUGAAACACUAGAAGCUCUGCGCUUGGAGACUUAUAUUAAUUUCAACAUUCGUUCUGGAAAAAAGCAAGAAGCUAAAGUCAUUGGUGUGGAGGUGGCAGCCAUUACUCUGCAGUCUUUAGAGGGCACACAGACGUCAGUGGACUCAGCUGACCUUGCGUCCUAUAUUCCUGUCCUUCUGGAGACUGGUGACGUCUGCAAUAAUGUUGUACAGCAGGUGAAAUACGCUUUCAGGUACAACGAAGUUGGGGAAAUCCUGAAUGUGAUGGCAUCAGUUUUGCUGGGCGCCAUUAAAAGCGUCACAGUGCCUAUUCAGCAAGAGUUUCAGAUUUCAUUCAUGCAGGACAUCUCUAACACACCAGUGUUGCAAUUUAGUGGCAAUCCUGGCUAUGUGGUGGGACGGCCCCUAGUGGCUGGGACAAGAACAGCAGAUGGGAUUGUACAGUCCGCUGACCCGAAAGGAUCACUCACUAUCCUCCAGAACUCAGGCGAAAUGCAGGAUUGCUUGUCUGGCUCAUCUCUGCGUUCCCCUGUCCUGUUUGGGAUUGACAUGGUAUCAGGCUGCACUCUGAAGCUGUCUGAUGGCGCUAAUUGUUCUCUGGUAUCUGAAGUCAUUUUGUGGGCACUAAAAGGCCAGAGCUUUCCAGACCACAUAGCCUCAUUUGGGAAUUCCUUGCCUCAGAAUCCCCUGGACUGGGUGCCAAUACAGAACCAAACCAUAGCAUCGGGAACACAGGCUUGCAGCAUACCACUGUCUUACCAUCUUGAAGUAAAAUGGACCAAGUACGGAGCCUUGGUGAACCCCCAGGCUCAGAUUGUGAGCGUUAUGGAAACAAUCAUUACUAACACCAGCAGUUUGGCCCUCCUCACCAGUGCUGAUGGUCUUCUGUCUGUCACCAGCUCAGUGAGUUUUGUUGAUGUGUCUGCAUCUGCCAGUCCAGGAUUCAAAGUUCCUCCUACAAUUGAUGCUAAACUACCCUUUGACUUUUUCUUUCCAUUUGUAUAAUGGAAUAUUUCUGUAUCUCUUUUGGCAACAACAUGAAAGGAGGGCCACUGUUUCCAUGUUUCUUAAGUUAUAUAUAGUGUAUAUUUAUUGUCUAGUCGUUUUGUAUAUAAUGCACUGAUUCACAUUUUUUCAUACUAGUGGACUGAUGUGGAACAAUAUCGGUACAUGUAUACAGUGUAUGUAUAUGGGCCAUUCUACAGAAUUGGUGCAAAGAGUUGGAAACAUCUUGAAAAAAGGGUCUUUUUUUAAGAAAUUUUGUAUGCAAAUUGUUUAAUAGCCAAAGUAUACAUUUCUAGUAAUUGUGCAGUUAAUUCUCAUAUUGUAUUUUCAGAAAGUUUUGGAAUAAUUGUCCUCUUCCCAAAUUUGUCACUCCCGAAACACGUACAUCUAUCUUGUAAAUAUAUAUAUUUUUAAUAUUUUCAUUCAGGUGUGAUUUAUGAGAUUUGUUGUAUCUUGAAUACAAUUUUUCUUGUAAAAGGCAGAAAGUUGAUCAUACUGAUUUUAAACUUAAGGAUUCAUUAGUUUGAAUAUACAUUAAACCAAACACUGUCAUAUCAUCUUAGUUGAUAAUUCAGUAAACUUUAUUUUUGACAAAACAUCCCAUGUUUCGGAAGUGACUGCACAUUUUCGUUUGUGACAAUAUUGUUUUGAUAACGACCACAUCACAUUACUGAACUUUAACUCACAUACUAAAACACUACUAAAACAUACUAAAAUAUUUAUAAUAGUACUAAAAUUUUAUUCAUUUCCCCCAAAUAAAGGAUUGUGUUCUCUUUUGUCACUACCGAAACAAUGACAUGUUUUGGUUGUGUUUGUGGCGGUAGUGACCAUUUUAGAUACUUUUGAACCUAGCUCAAAGAUGCUAAUCAGCACAUGGUUAGCUCGCACAUUUAUGAACAGUUUUACACACUAAAAAAAAUACAUUUUAUGGAAUAACAUCCCAAAAAAACAUCAAUGAUGUUACUACCUGAACUCCACCAAAUGUUUCAACUGUGACGAUUUUAGAUAUAGCUAGCACAGUUCUGAAUAGUUGUACACAUAUAAAAACUAAAUGUUUGGAAAAAAACACCCAAAAAACUGUGCUUAAUUGCAGAAAAAAAGGGUCUAUGGUAGUGAAGUUCUUUAAAGGUACACACAGAUUUUAAGACUUUUGAACACAUUUACCUCAAAAUGAUGGGGUCUAUCUACUCACUGUGUAUCUAUGAGAGACAAAGAGACAUAAUAUUUCCUGAUCAUAAAUGUAGGGCUGUAAAAUCGGUGGACUAAAACAUGCACUUUUCUGGUAGUGACAUGAAAAUGUGGGAUACAUUUCUGUUUACAUAAAGUUUUAUCAUUUAGAAAGAAAAAAAAUUCUAUAUAUAUAUAUAUAUAUAUAUAUAU
Labeo rohita (rohu) is the source of this 3490-nucleotide messenger RNA. RefSeq names its product tectonic family member 1 (gene tctn1). Bases 98 to 2110 code for a protein of 670 amino acids. Gene Ontology annotation, cellular component: MKS complex. The transcript is spliced from 14 exons. NCBI's taxonomy places the organism in Eukaryota, Metazoa, Chordata, Actinopteri, Cypriniformes, Cyprinidae. Gene Ontology annotation, biological process: protein localization to ciliary transition zone; cilium assembly. The record is from RefSeq and is a predicted model, not a curated record.